UUGAAAGGCAAAAGCGCGCUGACGUCACACGCCAUCGAGGGCGACAGGAAGAACGCGGAAGCUGUUGAAAAGUAGUAAAAUGGCUCUUGGAGACUGUUGGAAGAACUUGUCGUGGUUCUAUCGCCAGUACCUCCUGGUGACGGCUCUCUACAUGCUGGAACCCUGGGAGAGGACCGUCUUCAACUCCCUGCUGGUCAGCGUGGCGGGCAUGGCGGUCUACACGGGCUACGUGUUCAUGCCACAGCACAUCAUGGCCAUCAUGCGCUACUUUGAGAUGGUGCAGUCGGGCGGCGCUGACCUCUGACCUCCAUCACAUGCGCCACGCCUUCUCCCUGCAAUUACCCGGCGGUCAGAGGUGAGGUUGGGUGUCGUCGCCAUGUUGGACUUUUUGGGGGAUCCUCGGCCAUGUUGGAUUUUAAUAUAAAAGGUUUCAUUUCACUUAGUUUUUUUUCUCACAAUCAACAGCACCUACUAUUUUUUUUUUUUUUUUACUGAAGAACGUCACAGACUCUUUCACGGACCAAUCAUGACUUUGAAAAGUAGGGUUGGGGACUCUAGUUGCUCAUUGACAGCAUCCAGAAGGAAACAAAAUAAAUGUUCUAUUUUUGAAAUAAUAGACAA
This is a messenger RNA of Nerophis ophidion (straightnose pipefish), 621 nucleotides long. RefSeq names its product serine palmitoyltransferase small subunit A-like. The coding region runs from base 80 to 304 and encodes 74 amino acids. The record is from RefSeq and is a predicted model, not a curated record. Gene Ontology annotation, cellular component: serine palmitoyltransferase complex. The transcript has 2 exons. Gene Ontology annotation, molecular function: serine C-palmitoyltransferase activity. Gene Ontology annotation, biological process: ceramide biosynthetic process. Lineage: Eukaryota; Metazoa; Chordata; Actinopteri; Syngnathiformes; Syngnathidae.